This is a messenger RNA of Lodderomyces margitis, 3978 nucleotides long. RefSeq lists its product as uncharacterized. Bases 1 to 3978 code for a protein of 1325 amino acids. Lineage: Eukaryota; Fungi; Ascomycota; Pichiomycetes; Serinales; Debaryomycetaceae. Gene Ontology annotation, cellular component: cytoplasm; plasma membrane. The transcript is spliced from 3 exons. Gene Ontology annotation, biological process: endosomal transport; endocytosis. Gene Ontology annotation, molecular function: GTP binding; protein binding; calcium ion binding. The record is from RefSeq and is a predicted model, not a curated record.
AUGAGCUCUUCGCUUUCAACACCUACUUUUAAAGUUGGGCUCACGUCAGAGGAAAAAUCGUUAUACACUCAGUUAUUCAAAUCGUUGGAUACUGAAAACACCGGUAUCAUUACUGGUGAGAAAGCGCGUACUACAUUUGAAAAGUCCAGCUUGCCUCCAGCAAUUUUGGGUGAAAUAUGGCAACUCGCUGACCAAAACAACUUGGGUUUUUUAAAUCAAUUCGGCUUUUGCUAUGCAAUGAGAUUGAUUGGGUACACACAAGCUGGCCAUCACCCAGCGCCAGGCUUAGCUGAUACGCCAGGUCCGUUACCAAAGUUUGCUGAUUUGCAAUUGCCUCGGUUACAAUCUCAAUCAACUAGUAACUCAUUUUUGUCAAGUCAACCCAACAAUGCCAUUCCUGGGUCUGCCACCCCGCAGGAAUCCAUUGCUGCCGUCAGUGCAGCAGACUAUCAAAGAUUUUCUCAGUUGUUUGCUAAAACCGUAGGCUCUGUGCAAGGUGAAUUGGGUGGAACUCAAGCUAAAGAGAUUUUUUUAAAAGCCAGGUUGCCCACGCCUACUUUGGGUCAGAUUUGGAGUUUAGUCGAUAGAAACAAUUCAGGCUUGUUACAUGUGGGGGAGUUCGUCAUCGCAAUGCAUUUGGUGCAAGGAGUUUUGAGUGGUAACAUUAAGCAAUUACCUCCGUUCCUCCCGGAUUAUGUUUGGAAGUCAGUUGAGAGCGCUAGUGGACCAAUCUCACCUCCACCUCAAUCGCCAAAUUUGUAUCAGAAUCAGCAGUCGUCUCGUCAAACCUCUGUAAGCUCGCAACAGACUGCAAUUAGGCACCCACCAGCUGAUGAAUCAAAGGCUGAUGCUAGCGAAUGGGCUGUUACUCCUGUUAUGAAAGCACAGUAUGAUUCUAUAUUCAACAAUCUUGACAAGGAACACGUUGGGCAUUUGAAUCCAGAACAGGUUGCCUCAUUCUUGAUGACCUCUAAAUUGGAUCAACAGGACUUGGCGACUAUUUGGGACUUGGCAGAUAUUCAAAACACCGGUCUUUUCACAAAAUUGGAGUUCUCCAUUGCAUUGUUUUUGGUGAACAGAAAAGCCAGCGGUAAGAAUUUGCCCAAUGUGAUUCCAGAUAGUUUGAUUUCGUCCAUAAAGGUUCUCGGAUCCAAACCUUCCGCGGAGCCUCCAGCUAGAUCAAAGUCAUCCAUGGACGAUUUAGUUGAUAUUUUUGGCAGUCCAUCCCCCCAACCACAACCAACUGCGCCCAAAUUAGAACACGGACUAUCUAGUAGUGACUUGUCGUACGCAACAAAGCCUCGAUUGACAAGCUCCUUCAAACCAACUUCAAGCUUUGGCCAAACGUUGUUGCAAAAUCAUCAACAAUCACCUCCCUCCACCACUACCACCUCCACCCCAACAACAUUAUCCAAACAAGAGACCUCGUUGGAAAAAGAAAAUCCGGCAAUUGUGCCAACUUCAGCACAACCUCCUGUUACCCAAGCUCAGCAAAAGCAAGUCAACUACGAUGCCUUGCGUAGCGUCCCACCUCCACCGGCAGCUAGAAGCACUUCCGAUCGGUCUCAACCUGCCAACGAAGAUUUAUUGGCUGACCCUGGACACUCGGUACAGUUAUCUCAGGCAACUUCUGACUUGGCGAACGUUUCAAAUCAAAUCAACUCCCUUAGGACUCAAACAACAAACUUGGACGAUAAAAAAUCUAAAGCUGAAACAGAGCUCCAAAGGUUAUUGAACGCAAAAGUCGAGUUUGAAAAGAAACUCGAACAAUUGAGGACAUCUUAUGAUAAUGAAGCUAAACAAGUUACGGAAAUUGAGGGCAGAUUGGCCUCAGCUAAGGAGGAGAACGAAGCCUUAAGAUCGGAAACAUCAAUUGCAGAGGCAAAACUCAACUCAUUGUCAGGUGAUUCACGCCAAAAGCAAGUGGCUCUUGAAGAGUUGCAGAAAGAAAAUAGCUCAUUCAAAGACAAGUUGCAAAUAUUGAAUGCAGACACAACUGAACUUGAAAAUCAAUUGAAGUUGAGAAACAAUGAUGUACAAGAUUUGCAAAAGAAGGUGGAAAUUAAAAAAGCUCAAGCACAUCAGCAAUUUACACAAAAUGAAAAGUUGAAAAAUGCAAUUGCUGACACUGAGGAGGAAUAUAGAAAUCUCCAAUUUGAGCUUGAUAGCCAAGAAAGAGAGAGAUUGGAACAAGAAGAGCAGCAGAAAAAGUUGCAACAGCAACAUGAAGAGUUGAAAGCUAACAAACCAAAGAAAGCUGCUGGUGUAGCUGCUGUUGUUGGGGCUGCUGCUGCUGCCGGGGCUGUUGGUGGUGCUGUGGCAGGUGUCGUUUCUGGUCAUCCAGAUGGUUCAGAAGAACAAGAUUCCGUGUCCACCAUUGAGCAAUCAGAGAAGGAUAAACACGAAGACGCUCCAGUAAAGGGUGUCAAAGAAUUAUCCAUAACAGAAUCUGGUGCAACAGAGCAAGAUAAUGGAGAUACGCCAAUCACUUCUCCCAGUAACUCUGAACUCCAAUACCCACAAGGAAACGAUGCAGGGUUUGCAGGUGGGAUGGUUGGAAUGCCCGGUGUAUUGGUUGGGAUCCAGAGAACUGAAUCUCUUACCUCAAGUGUCCAAAAUAAUCCACCAUUGUCAGUUAGAGACGACGAUGUGGAACAGACACUUGGAAGUGACAAAGGGUCGUCCUCGUUUGAAUUAGUCGAAGGUAGAUCCCCUGAAUUUCCCCCAAUCAAGGAACUUGACUAUCAAGAAAGUGAUUCUGAGGAGGAGGAAGAAUCCCAUUUUGAUGAUGCUGUCGACAAUUUCAAGCAAGCAAAUCAACACACUAAUCAACACACCAAUCAAGAUACACAAUUUGAUGACGAUAUGUUUAACGACCUUCAACCAGCAACCGAAGACGUGGAUGAAAAUUUCAAUUUGGAACCUGCUGAAGUGGAGAACAACGACACAGAAGAGUUUGAAAAGCCUGAAGCAAACAAGGAUGAGUGGGAACAAUUAUUCGCUGGAUUUGGAAAUGACUAUCUUACCAAGUCCAUUCCUGAAAUCACCAAGGAUUCCCUUCGGUUCCAAAAUGCACCACCUCUACCAUCUCAGCACAACAAGACCAAUGAACUACGAAAGAAUAUUAUCAAUCCAAACAUCCUCAACGACAUUUUCUUGGACAUUCCUCCCAAAGUUGAAGUUGCAAAGUCGCAGCGGUUCUUUAACAGCUUAAAGGUUAACUUGGACUGGACAUUGGCAGACUAUCAUGAAAUCCCUGAUGUCAAGUACGAAAUCUUGAAGGCAAAAGCCAUGGAACGCCAAGCAACCAGUACGAAUGGGCCCAAGAGGACAUUUGGAAUAAAGCCGGAGAUGUUGAAGAUGCUACCGGAGGUACUUCUAAUGGGACGCACUAAUGCAGGGAAAUCGUCGUUGAUAAACAAUUUGUUAGUUCCAAAAAGAAACUUGGCAAGGCAUGAACAAUUGGCAUAUGUCUCAUCGAAAGCUGGAUUUACAAAAACAAUGAACUGCUUCAGACUUUCCAACCAGCUACGUAUGGUUGACAGUCCUGGGUACGGAAGAGGUGGUGUUGAAACGCAAGGAGAAAUGGUUCUUGCGUACAUAAACAACCGGAAACAAUUGCAACGAGUGUUGCUCUUGAUCCCAAGUGACCUCAAAAAAGAAGACAUGCAGCUUGUACAAUACUUGAUAGAGAGGGAUGUAUCUUUCGAUAUUGUGUUCACCAAAUUGGAUGACUUGUUAAAGAAGUUCCUUAGAAAGGAUAUCUUCAAACAAGACAAUGCCCAGGAUAUGAUUAAAGAGGCAAACCAGAGGGUUGUAGAACACUAUGCCACGUUAAUCGAUGAAUUAAGCUUACAAGAUGUGUCAGAAAGUCCAAGAUUUAUGUUCAAUAAUGCUCAAACCAACAACUUUUUGACGGACUUUUCGGGCUUAAAGACCAUUAGAUAUAACUUACUAAAAAGCUGCAACUUGGUUUAA